AUGGAUGAAGAUGAGAAAGACAGGGCAAAGAGGGCUUCGCGUAACAAGUCUGAGAAGAAGAGGCGCGAUCAGUUCAAUGUUCUCAUCAAAGAGCUCAGCUCCAUGCUUCCAGGCAACACUCGCAAAAUGGACAAAACUACUGUGCUGGAAAAAGUCAUUGGUUUUCUGCAGAAACACAAUGAAGUCUCGGCACAGACGGAGAUUUCUGAAAUUCAAUUUCUCAGCAACGAAGAAUUCACCCAGCUGAUGUUGGAGGCGUUAGAUGGCUUCAUUAUAGCAGUAACCACAGGUGGAAGCAUCAUCUACGUGUCUGACAGCAUCACACCUCUUCUAGGGCAUUUACCGUGUGAUGUCUUGGAUCAGAAUUUGUUAAAUUUCCUCCCAGAACAAGAACAUUCAGAAAUUUAUAAGAUGUUAUCUUCGUGUAUGCUUAUGACAGAUUCUGCCUCAUCGGAUUACCUAAAGACUGACAAUGAACUAGAGUUUUAUUGUCAUCUUCUGAGAGGAAGUUUGAACCCAAAGGAAUUUCCAACAUAUGAAUACAUAAAAUUUGUAGGAAAUUUUCGGUCUUACAGCAAUGUGCCUAACUCCAGUUGCAAUGGCUUUGACGAGGCUGUCCCAAGGCCUUACAGAACGUCCCCGGGAAAGCAGAUCUGCUUCGUUGCGACUGUUCGCUUGGCAACGCCUCAGUUUUUAAAGGAGAUGUGCAUUGUGGAAGAACCUUUAGAAGAAUUCACAUCAAGACACAGUCUGGAGUGGAAAUUUUUAUUCCUGGAUCACAGAGCACCGCCGAUUAUAGGAUACCUGCCUUUUGAAGUGCUGGGUACUUCUGGCUACGACUAUUACCAUAUAGAUGACCUAGAGCUGCUAGCAAGGUGCCACGAACACUUGAUGCAGUUUGGCAAGGGGAAGUCGUGCUGCUAUCGGUUUCUGACCAAAGGACAGCAGUGGAUCUGGCUCCAGACCCAUUACUAUAUCACCUACCACCAGUGGAACUCCAAGCCAGAGUUCAUUGUGUGCACACACAUGGUGGUAAGUUAUGCAGAUGUUCGGGUGGAAAGGAGACAGGAGAUGGGCUUGGAAGAAGUGUCCUCAGAGGUUGUGUCCUCAGCACUAAAGGACAGUGGCGCCAGCUUGGAUCCUGAACAGCACUUUAAUGCACUUGAUAUUGGUGCCUCAAUCCUCAGCGCUAGUCGGACACCCUCAGUAUCAUCCAGGAGCUCACCAAAAUCUUCCCACACACCCAAGUCAGACCCAGCAUCUACACCAACAAAGCUGGUUGCAGAGUCUAACACUCCCUUGCCAAGAACACCGAGCGUGCAGCAGGAUUUAUCCGUGCAUAGACUCAGUCAACCUACUGCUCUUCAGGUUUCUUUGUCUUCUCAGCCUUCAUGUGAGCUUCUACCACAGCAGUUGCUGCCUCAAGCAAGUCCGCAAAAUCAGCCUGCACCUCUGGCACAGUUCUCGGCACAGUUCAGCAUGUUCCAGACCAUCAAGGACCAGCUAGAGCAGCGGACCCGGAUCCUGCAGGCCAACAUCCGGUGGCAGCAGGAGGAGCUCCAGAAGAUACAGGAGCAGCUCUGCCUGGUCCAGGACUCCAGCGUACAGAUGUUCCUACAGCAGCCGACGGUGUCCCUGAGCUUUAGCAAUCCUCAGCAGUCAGAGCCGCAACAGCUACAGCAGAGGUCAGGGGCCAUUUCUCAGCAGCAGCUCGUCCCCAGUCCUCAACUUCAAGGGCAAAUUGCAUCUUCGCAAACAGCGAACCAGCAAGCACUGAGAGAAGCAAGCGUGAUAUCGAGCCAGCGUCGCUUUUUCUCUCCCCCCUGUGCCAGGCUGCUGCUCAGCCAGCCCAUCCAGCCCAUGACGCCCGGGUCCUGCAACGCACGACACCCGUCCGACCUCCGCCUGGCGGGACCCCCGGCCAAGUAUGCUCAAACCCAACAAAUGUUUCAAAGUUUGGAGGUGCAGACUUCCAGCGUGGGCUCUCCAAUCGUACUGAUGGGACAAGCAGUGUUACACCAAGGGUUCGCCACGACGCCUCCUUCCCAGCCAUCCUCUCUGCCACCUAUGCAACUCCAGCACCAACAGCAUCAGCAACAACGCUACCUGCAGGUGCAAACACCAAGUUCUUUGCACAACGAGCAGCCCGAUUCUUUGCUCCUGCCGUCUUACUCGCCACAGCAAGGAAAUAUGGGGUAUCAUCAGACACAGCAGCAGCAGCAGCAACAACUAACGUCAAGAAGAAGCAAUAGCUUAUCAGAAUCAUCCAAUUUACCACAGCCACUGCGAUAA
This is a messenger RNA of Opisthocomus hoazin, 2292 nucleotides long. The record is from RefSeq and is a predicted model, not a curated record. NCBI's taxonomy places the organism in Eukaryota, Metazoa, Chordata, Aves, Opisthocomiformes, Opisthocomidae.